Messenger RNA from Cydia strobilella, 1729 nucleotides. Its product is annotated as membrane-bound alkaline phosphatase-like. Gene Ontology annotation, biological process: dephosphorylation. Bases 80 to 1729 code for a protein of 549 amino acids. Gene Ontology annotation, molecular function: alkaline phosphatase activity. The record is from RefSeq and is a predicted model, not a curated record. NCBI's taxonomy places the organism in Eukaryota, Metazoa, Arthropoda, Insecta, Lepidoptera, Tortricidae. The transcript is spliced from 5 exons.
AAUUCGUCUGGAAUUGCAGUCUCCAAGCUACCGCUGCUGCGCGUGUAGAUAUUCUUCCAUCUUGCCAGCACCUUCUACGAUGCGUCCCUCGCUGCUGGUGCUGACGGUGGCGCUGCUGCUGCCGGCGCGCGCCGACCGCUACCACCCGGAGCGCGCCGCGCGGCCCGCCGCCGCCGCCGCCGGGAGCUCGCGCGCCGCCACGCCGGACGCGGCAGAACGUGCCGCGGCCUACUGGUACUCGGAGGCGUUCGCCGCCAUCGACGAGCGACUGACGGAACCCACUUAUGACGACGUGGCGAAAAACGUGGUCAUGUUCCUGGGUGAUGGGCUGUCAGUGCCUACGCUGGCGCCGGCGCGCACGCUGCGCGGCCAACUCGCCGGCCGCACCGGUGAAGAGGAGCGCCUCGUUUUUGAGCGCUUUCCUGUUACCGGACUCGCCAAGACUUACUGCCUAGACGCGCAAAUCCCCGACUCCGCGUGCACGGCGACGGCGUACCUGUGCGGCGUAAAGGUGAACCGCGGCACCCUCGGCGUGAACGGGAACGUGCCGCGCUGGGACUGCCCCGCCUCCGCGGACACCGCCACGCACCUCGAGUCCAUCGCCGCCUGGGCACUCGCCGACGGCCGCAGCGCCGGAAUCGUAACGUCGACGCGCAUCACGCACGCAUCCCCGGCCGGAGCGUACGCGCGCUCUGCCGACCGCGACUGGGAGAAUGACGGCGAGGUCCGCGCCGCCGGGCACGACCCCGCGCAGUGCCCAGACAUCGCCGAUCAGCUUAUCAACUCGUACCCUGGGAACCAGUUUAAAGUAAUCCUGGGUGGUGGACGACGCGAGUUUCGCCCGAACACAACCAGGGACGAGGAGAACGCUUUGGGUCGCCGCUGGGACGGACGCGAUUUGAUCGAGGAGUGGCGCGCGCAGCGCGAGGAGGCCGGAGAGUCACACGCGUACGCCUGGAACCGCACCCAGCUGCUCGACGCCAUCGCCAAGCCGCCCGACUACCUGCUAGGACUGUUUGAGGACACACACUUACGAUACGAGGCGGAAGUACGAGAGGCGAACUUAGAUAAACCCACGCUAGCCGAGCUCACGGAAGCCGCCAUUAGUGUCCUAUCCAAAAACCCUCGCGGCUUCUUCUUGUUCAUUGAAGGUGGACGUAUCGACCACGCGCAUCAUGACACUUGGCCGGCGCUGGCCCUGUACGAGACGCUCGCCCUCGAUGAGGCGGUGGCGCGCGCCGACUCGCUGUUGCCGCCCGCCAGCUCGCUGCUCGUGCUCACUGCUGACCACUCGCACGCUAUGGCAUUCAACGGCUACUCGCGUCGCGGCAACAACAUCCUCGGCGUCUCCGAGCGCGUCGACGACGACGGCGUGCCCUACAUGACGCUCUCCUACACCAACGGACCCGGCUACCGCGACCAAGUCGAUGGCAAACGCGUUGACGUCACGCACGAUUCUAACUUCCAAGCCUUACGCUGGCGGACGCACACGGACGUUCCACUGGAGUUGGAGACGCACGGCGGCGACGACGUGGCGGUGUUCGCGCGCGGGCCGGCGCAGGCGCUGUUCACGGGGCUGUACGAGCAGAGCCAGCUGCCGCACCUCAUGGCGCACGCGGCGUGCCUGGGCCCGGCCGCCAAGCGCCGCGACGCCUGCAACGGCUCCGUCAUGCUCUCAGCUUCUGUCCUCGCGGUACUACUUUCCGUAGUCGCCGCGCUCUUGCAUUAG